Prosopis cineraria is the source of this 1116-nucleotide messenger RNA. RefSeq lists its product as uncharacterized. Bases 65 to 799 code for a protein of 244 amino acids. The transcript has a single exon. The record is from RefSeq and is a predicted model, not a curated record. NCBI's taxonomy places the organism in Eukaryota, Viridiplantae, Streptophyta, Magnoliopsida, Fabales, Fabaceae.
UGGAGGAGUGUGUGUGUGUGUGUGAGAUGUAAAGUGACUUCAAAAUCAAAGCAGUGACAUAAAAAUGGCUGCUUUAACUAGCGAUGAGCAGUGGAUUCAAGCGAAGGAUCAUCAUCAUCAUCAUCAUCAUCAUCAUGGUUCAGUGUCCAAGACAAAGAAAACCAGUCCUAAUUCCAAAGCAGCAGCGAUCAUCACAAAACGAAGAUCUCGAGCUUCCAAGAAAACCCCAGUCACUCUCCUCAACGCCAACGCCUCCAACUUUAGGACUCUUGUCCAACACUUCACCGGCUGCCCUACCACUCCCUUGUCCCUCGGCGUCCCUUUUAAGGGCCCCUUAACUCUAAACUUCCAACGAGGAACCCGAGAAGUCCAUCAGAUUCAUCACCACAACACUUCAUCAUCUAGACACGAUGAUCAUCACAACAACAGCCAAGUUCUUCGUGUUCGUUUUCAUCAUCAUCAUCAGCAGCAGCAGCAGCACCAGCAGGAUGUCUCCGGUGAUCUCAGUGACGACUUUGAUGGUCUUCUUCAAGAGCAGCAAGUUUUCAAUGCAGGUGAUGAUCUUCAUCAUUACCAGCAUAUGACGAUGACGGAGAGAAGAUCAUCAAGUGGCGCCGCUGAUCUUAUUGAUCCCAGUGGUUAUUCUUCUUCUGCUGUUUCUUCCUCCUCCUCGUGUGGCCUGGACGUCGUCUCUGAUCUUACUACUGAUGACUUUGAUGGUUUCAUGGAUGAUUUUAGUUUGCACGAUCUGAUUGAUAUGAACAAUGCUUUCUCCAAUGAUUUAGGUUAUUUCGUGUGAAGAUUCAACACUAUCAGUGUGUUAAAUUAUAUAUAGAAUUGAUGGAAAGAGAGUUCGAUAAAGGAAUUCCCGAGCUUCAUCAGCUUAUCCCUGAAUCUGAACAAAUUGUGGACUUAAUUACAAUUAGCUUCUACUUUUGUCUGCUUCCUAUGAUCAUAAUUUACUUGAAUAAUCUAAUUUAUGAUUUGCUUGUGCAAGCUAAGAAUGGUUCUUUGGAUAGCCAAUCACACACACAGCCACCCUGUUAUUGAGUUUGGAAUAAUUCUUCUUGCGUAAAUCAUCAUUUGGUAGUAAUUAGGACUAUCCAUUAAUCCUAA